AGUAUAUAUUCAUCGCAUGUAGCUCCAAUCUAAUCUUGUUAGAGUUGCGCUAGUUUAGGGUUUUCCUCUGCCAGAAGCCUCACUCAGUCAUGGCGGCGAAAACAGAGUCUGUACAAUGCUUUGGCCGGAAGAAAACUGCCGUCGCGGUUACCCACUGCAAGCGUGGCCGUGGAUUGAUCAAGAUCAACGGUGUCCCGAUCGAGUUGGUCCAACCUGAAAUCUUGCGCUACAAAGCAUUUGAACCCAUUCUUCUCCUCCGUCGUCACCGCUUUGCCGGAGUGGAUAUGCGUAUCCGUGUCAAGGGCGGUGGUCACACCUCCCAAAUAUACGCUAUCCGUCAGUCCAUUGCCAAAGCACUAGUCGCUUUCUACCAGAAGUACGUAGAUGAGCAGUCCAAGAAGGAGAUCAAGGACAUCCUUGUGAGGUACGAUAGGACCCUGCUUGUGGCAGAUCCCAGACGCUGCGAGCCCAAGAAGUUUGGUGGUCGUGGUGCUCGUGCUAGGUUCCAGAAAUCCUACCGUUGAAUUACUGGUAGCCAUGUUGCUUUUAUUAUAAUUGUUAUUUCUAACAUGGUUAUUCAUCGUUGUAGUUUGUUAUGGGAUUGGGAUUAAGUUAAAAUUUUGCUUAAGGAACUGUCUGUUAUGUUUUGGAUUAUUUGUUAUCCGUUUCAAUAUUGCAUUAGACUAUUUUCUUAGGUCCUUGAGACCCUUUCAAUCAAUACGUGUCAAUUUCUAGUUGCAAUGUUACCCUUUUGAUAAAUAUUGUGGUGAUUGUUAUGUAUGGAGCGCAAACUAAAGAUGUGAUACAAUUAAA
Olea europaea var. sylvestris is the source of this 813-nucleotide messenger RNA. RefSeq names its product 40S ribosomal protein S16-like. The coding region runs from base 90 to 524 and encodes 144 amino acids. The transcript has a single exon. Gene Ontology annotation, biological process: maturation of SSU-rRNA from tricistronic rRNA transcript (SSU-rRNA, 5.8S rRNA, LSU-rRNA); translation. Lineage: Eukaryota; Viridiplantae; Streptophyta; Magnoliopsida; Lamiales; Oleaceae. The record is from RefSeq and is a predicted model, not a curated record. Gene Ontology annotation, molecular function: structural constituent of ribosome; RNA binding. Gene Ontology annotation, cellular component: cytosolic small ribosomal subunit; ribosome.